Cotesia congregata is the source of this 11127-nucleotide messenger RNA. The record is from the annotation of a GenBank genome assembly. NCBI's taxonomy places the organism in Eukaryota, Metazoa, Arthropoda, Insecta, Hymenoptera, Braconidae.
AUGAAAAAAGCAUUAGAAUUAUGGCACCAAGAAUUUAGCACCUUGAGAUUAAUUGACAGAGAAAAAUUAGAGUCUGAGUGUAAGCCGUUCGAUUUAUCAACGUUCGAGCUAACAUUUACAAAUAUGGUACAAAAAACGAUAAGUGUUCUGUGCAAAGUAUGGUUACCCAAACUCGUUAGUAUUUUCACCGCAGGAGCGAAGAAAGGGCUUUUGCCUAUCGAUUAUGACGAGCCUAAUAUAACCAGAUUUUUUAGCUGUCUCGCUUACAUUAUGAAAAGCCAACUACGUUGUCUUUGUUUGCUAUCGAUGGAAGAUUAUAUAAAUUUUCUGUUGACACUUGCAACCAGAGGAUCGCGGAACCAAUUAGCCUUCAUACCUUGCAGCUUCAAUAUAAAUUUAGUUGUAAGAAGUAAGACAAUUGGAUUUGAUCCCUCGUUCAAGGCUUUUACUGACACAUUACUUUUUUUAUUGACCUCGCUAUACAAAGCCGUCUGUGGGUACCCUUGUAUUGAAAGGAAACUCUACAGCAGCUAUAUUUCAUCUAAAAAGUCAUUAAAACCAACAAUACAUUCCGAAAUCCUCGAGCGUUACGAGCAUCAAAUAGUAGAAUUAAUCCAAGAGCAUCGCAUCGGCCCGGAACUCCAAGUUCAACAGUUCGACAAAUAUAUUUCUCUUAUAAAUAACACAGACGAGGAGUUUGUAAAAAACUUUCUGAAUGCCGAAGUACCGAAAAGUUUCACCGAAUAUGCGGAAUUGAUAGAGAAGUACGACCAACUUGGAAAGAAUAUUCCGAUUGAAUUUGACCGGACAUUUUCCCUGGGAUUAUUUGAUGUCCAUCGCGAUGAGUUGAUGGAAUAUAUGGCCAAGUCCGCGACUAUUUUGAAGAAUAGUUUGAUCCAUCGGAUGAUUGAUGACUAUCAAUUAAAAUCAAGAGUAAUCGGUGAAGACUAUGAAAGCAUUGCGGAAAAAGCGCUAGGUACACCGGCAACAACCAGAGAGCUAAUGGAUUUGAAAGCCUUCGUGGUAAAAGCUGAAACUGAAAUGAUUAUCGACUUGGAAAAUCGCUUGAGGGAAAUAAUUAAAUACGUGCAAUUUCUGUCUGAUUACACACUUUUGACACCCGUUGAACUGAAAACCAAUAAUUUUGCAUUUCAAUGGUAUCACAAAAUGCAAGGGAUUUUUGAGGAGCAUAGAAAAAUAGUGGAAGCCAAAACUGGAGAGUAUCAGGAAGCAUUGCUAGCGAGAAUCGAAAAGUUCAAACAGGAUUUAAAGAUUUGGGAAAAGUAUUGUGAUGAAAUGCAGUACUGGGGAAACGUCGACGAGAUAUUUCGGUAUCGAAAAAAAGCGACUAAUUUAGAAAACCGUCUUGUGGGGGCUAUGAAUACUAUUGACGAGUUUAAUGAGGAAGAAAAGAUGUAUGGUUGGCAGAUGUCUGAGUAUCCGCUACGAAAAAAGAUAGCUGACAAAUUAUCUCCUUACAAAAAAUUUUAUGACAUCGCCUGUGACUUCAUUUCUCAACACGAAUUGUGGAUGGGAUCAAUGAUCGGCAGCCACGACCCCGAGACAAUUGAAAACGAUUCUGGCACUGCUUACCGCAGUAUAAUGAAAUUAGAAAAAUCAUUCCAAGAAAUGACAGUUCGUAAGCUCGCUGAAGUGGUUAGAGUGAAAAUAGAAGAGUUCCGUGAGCAUAUGCCGCUUAUAUCAAAUUUGGGAAAUCCGGGCAUGAAAAGCCGCCACUGGACACAAGUUUCUGAAAUCGUUGGAUUUCCGAUAAAAGUUGACGAAAAUAUGACUUUGGCGAGAAUCAUCGACUUUGGCUUGGACGAAUACGUGCCUAAAUUUGAAGGAAUAUCAGAAGCAGCGACCAAAGAAAGCAAUCUAGAAAAAGCAUUGUUAAAAAUGCAUGCCGACUGGACUAGUGUUGAAUUCACAGUGAAUCCCUACAGAGAUACUGGUACAUAUGUUAUUGCCAGUGUUGAUGAAAUACAGCUACAACUGGACGAUCAUUUGACGAAAGCUCAAACCAUGAAGAAUUCACUUUAUAUUAAACCAUUUGAAAAAGAGACCUUGGAGUGGGAAGCCAAAUUAUACUUAUUGCAAGAUAUAAUGGAUUACUGGCUGAAAGUUCAAGCAACUUGGAUGUACCUAGAGCCAAUAUUUUCCUCUCCGGACAUUCAACAGCAAAUGCCUGAAGAAGGUCGACGUUUUAGUGCCGUUGAUAAAAUUUGGAGGGAUAUCAUGAACUCGGUAAUGCAAGAUCCAAAAGUAAUGUCAGUUGUGGAAAUCGACAAAAUGUUAGAUCGCUUGAAAAAAUGCACGGGGCUACUAGACUUGAUCCAAAAAGGUCUAAAUGAUUAUUUGGAAAAGAAGCGCUUGUUUUUUCCACGGUUUUUCUUUUUGUCUAAUGAUGAGCUGCUGGAAAUUUUAUCCGAGACCAAAGACCCAACGCGAGUCCAGCCACAUCUGAAAAAAUGUUUCGAGGGAAUAGCCAAACUUGCUUUCACAGAGUCUAUGGAAAUAACAACAAUGGAAUCAUCCGAAGGCGAAGUUAUUGUCCUGGAGGAUAAAAUAGAUACCACGAGCACGCGCGGACAAGUUGAAAAGUGGCUUGUCGAGCUUGAGAAUGAUAUGAAGAAAAGCGUCCGAGCCCAAGUCAACAAUGCCCGAGAAGCGUACUUGACAAAAGAGAGAAGUAAGUGGGUCCUCGAGUGGCCAGGACAAACAAUUCUUUGCAUCGGGCAGCUUUAUUGGACUGCAAAUGUUACUGCAGCUUUUCCCCAAGGUCUCGAUGCACUGAAAGCUUAUAUCGACACUUGUAAUGAAGAACUCAAUCACAUCGUCGAGCUUGUUCGCGGUGACUUAUCCAAACAAAACCGAACGACACUUGAGGCUCUUAUUACAUUGGACGUCCACGCAAGAGAUGUUUUGGUUGAACUCUGGGAAAAAAAAGUCACCAAAGACACGGAUUUCAAAUGGCUUUGCCAACUUCGCUACUACUGGAUGGAGGAAAAUUUAGUUACUAUGAUGAUUAAUUCAUCGCUGAACUACGGGUAUGAAUAUCUUGGGAAUACAUCCCGUCUUGUUAUCACACCCUUGACUGACAGGUGUUACCGAACGUUAUUUGGAGCUCUGGCGCUACAUUUAGGCGGUGCGCCUGAAGGUCCUGCGGGAACUGGAAAAACAGAGACGACUAAGGAUUUAGCAAAAGCUAUUGCUAAACAAUGUGUUGUUUUCAAUUGUUCGGAUGGUUUGGAUUAUAUUGCUCUUGGAAAAUUUUUUAAGGGUUUAGCGGCAUCUGGUGCUUGGUCAUGUUUCGACGAGUUUAAUCGGAUUGAUCUGGAAGUUCUGUCGGUAGUAGCUCAACAAAUUUUAACAAUUCAACGAGCUAUUAAUUCUGAUAAAUCAAUACUUGUAUUCGAAGGCACUGAAUUGAAAUUGGAUCCAACUUGUGCUAUUUUUAUAACGAUGAAUCCUGGAUACGCCGGGCGGUCUGAGCUCCCGGAUAAUUUGAAAGCUCUUUUCCGUUCAGUUGCUAUGAUGGUACCAGAUUAUGGAUUAAUUGCAGAAAACACCCUUUACUCGUAUGGAUUUUACAAAGCGAGACAACUGUCAAUAAAAAUAGUAAUGGCCUAUCAAUUAUGCUCAGAGCAACUGUCAAGUCAAAGUCACUACGAUUACGGAAUGAGAGCCGUAAAGUCCGUAUUAAUCGCAGCUGGUAAUCUUAAAUUAAAAUAUCCGAAUGAAGAUGAAGAUAUUUUGAUGCUGCGCAGUAUUAAAGACGUCAAUCUUCCGAAAUUUUUGAAUCAUGAUCUUCCUUUGUUUAAUGCGAUCGCAUCAGAUUUGUUUCCAAAUAUAGUUCUACCAAAAUCAGACUACACAGAAUUGGACGAGUGCAUCACAGAAGCCUGCGAUCGACUAAACAUACAAUGCGUUCCACUGUUUUUAGAAAAAAUUCAUCAAAUUUACGAGAUGAUGAUUGUCAGACACGGAUUUAUGAUUGUUGGUUUGCCUUUCAGUGGAAAAACUACCGCCUAUAAAGUAUUAGCUUUGGCUCUUGAAUUUUGCGAACAAAAAAGUGUACUAAAUGAACACAGAGUCGAGGUAUCAAUAAUUAAUCCCAAAUCGAUAACCAUGGGUGAAUUGUAUGGUCAAUUUGACCCAGUAUCUCAUGAAUGGAGUGACGGAAUUCUGGCGAUUAAUUAUCGAAUAUUCGCGACAUCCUCCAAUGAUAAUCGCAAGUGGCUUGUGUUUGAUGGACCUGUUGAUGCGGUGUGGAUUGAGAACAUGAACACUGUGUUGGACGAUAACAAGAAGCUCUGUCUUAUGAGUGGCGAAAUAAUACAAUUGUCACCGACCACCAAUUUGAUAUUUGAACCGAUGGAUCUUGAAGCUGCUUCGCCCGCUACUGUAUCAAGAUGUGGAAUGAUUUAUAUGGAGCCACUUGCUCUUGGCUGGGAGCCUCUAUUGAAGUCGUGGAUUGCCACAGUGCCGGAAAAGCUUGGAGAUUAUUUGAAGCAGUUUUUGUACGAGUCACUGUUUGUGAGGUUUUGCAAUCCGCUGUUUCAUUUGAUAAGGCGUGGAGGAUUUAAGGUAGUGCUUGAGGGUCUGCCUGUGUCUGACAAAAAAUACAGCAAUAAAAUUUACAGCAAUAUUUGUUUUGAUGAAUUGCAGAUAAUGUGCACAGAAUCGAAUAUUCUGAGGUCAAUCACUUACUUAAUGGACUGUUUCAUAGAUGAUUAUCGUAUUGAGGUAGAUGAAAAAGAAAGCGGAACACCUAGUGUUAAGCUCAGUGAACUAGAUCUUAGAGCUCAAGUUGAAGGUUCAUUUUUCUUCUCAUGUAUUUGGGCAAUGGGUGGUACACUAGAGUCAAAAGGUCGAGAGCAAUUUAGUCUUCUCUUCCGCGGACUACUCGAAAAAGAAUUCCCCAUAAAUCUCCAAGAACUGUUCAACCUUGAUAAAAUUUCCCCUCCGACAAAACCCUACAUCUUCAUAAUGCCAAAAGACGGACUGGUCUUUGACUACAGAUUUAUAAAAGAGGGUAAAGGAAAAUGGAAACUUUGGUCCGACGAGUUGUUGAAUGCAGCUCCCAUACCUAGAGACAUUCCAGUGAAUCAAAUAAUUGUCCCGACCGUCGAGACAAUUAGAUACACAACUCUGUUCCAAUUGUUAGUCCAGCAUUCCAAGCCGGUUUUAUUCAUCGGACCCACUGGAACUGGAAAAUCUGUGUAUAUUACAGACUUUCUGCUAAAGAAAAACGACACCAACAUAUUCAAGCCACUUUUGAUAAACUUUUCCGCUCAAACAUCUGCUAACCAAGUGCAGGAGAUAAUAAUGAGCAAACUAGAUAAGCGACGGAAAGGUGUCUAUGGCCCACCAAUUGGCAAACGGUAUGAUAAAAAAGAAAAAACUGCGAUAAAAUUAAUUGAAGUGCAAUUGAUCUGUGCAAUGGGAACUCCAGAGAAUGGAGGGAGGGAUGUCACACCAAGAUUCAAAAGACACUUUUUUACCCUAUCAAUAUCUGAGUUUGAAAACCAAGUAAUGAUCUCGAUAUUUAGCAAAAUAAUCCUUUGGCAUCUAGAUACAAGAGGGUUUAGUAAAGAAUUUGAUCCAUGCAUCAAUCAAGUUGUUCUCGCGACUCUCGAUGUUUAUCAAGAAAGCCUAAAAAAUUUGCUACCGACUCCAUCAAAGUCGCAUUAUCUCUUUAAUUUACGCGACUUUUCACGAGUUAUUCAAGGCGUUCUACUGUCAGUGCCAGAGUCAAUGCCAACUUUGUCUUGUAUGAAGAGACUGUGGGUCCAUGAAAUCCUACGAGUGUUUGGCGAUCGAUUGAUUGAUGAACAAGACACCACUUGGCUAAUUAAACAGCUUCGUUCCACUGUUGAGAGACACAUGGAAGCGAGCUUUGAUGCUCUUUUUGAGGAUUUAGCAGAAAACUCAAACGAUAUUAUUGGUGAAAAAGAGUUGAGAAAAUUAAUUUACUGUGACUUUAUCGAUCCGAAAGCGGAUGUAAGGCUGUACAGAGAAAUUCAAGAUUUAGAAUUGCUUAAAUCUAUUGUUGAGGGUUAUUUGAUAGAAUAUAAUUCGAUGACGAAGAAACCUAUGAAUUUAGUGCUUUUCAGAUUCGCAAUAGAACAUAUUUCAAAAAUGGCUCGAAUAAUAAAGCAACCUCGAAGCCAUGCUCUCAUUGUUGGAGUAGGCGGCUCAGGAAGACAAUCCUUGACACGACUGGCAUCUCACAUUUGCGGAUAUGAAUUGUCUCAAGUAGAACUUACUAAAAACUACGGUCUCCAUGAAUGGCACGAAGAUCUGAAAAAAAUUCUGAAAAAAGCCACUGCUGGAGAAUUGAGCUCUACUUUUUUGUUCGCUGACAGUCAAAUUAAAAAUGAAGGAUUUCUUGAAGACAUCAGUAACAUGUUAAAUUCUGGAGAGGUUCCAAACUUAUUUAAUAACGAAGAAAAAGCAGAAAUUUGCGAGAAAAUGCGAAUGAUUGACCGACAACGGGAACGUGCAAUGCAAACAGACGGGAGCCUGGUGGCUUUAUUCAAUUUAUUCGUACAAAUAGCUAGAGAUCAAUUGCAUAUCGUCGUCGCAAUGUCGCCUAUUGGAGAUGGAUUCCGUAAUAGAAUACGAACUUUUCCAGCUCUCACAUGGCCGGAGGACGCAUUGUUGGCAGUAGCGACGCGAUUUUUAAGCGAAGUUAAAUUAACAGACCACGAGCGCAAUGGAGGAAUUGAAAUGUGUCAAUUUUUCCACAUUUCUACUCAACUUUUGACAGAUGAAUUUUACAUUAGAUUACAGAGAUACAAUUAUGUCACUCCAACAUCGUAUUUGGAGAUGAUAAAUACGUUCAAAGAGCUGCUGAAUAAUAAACGAAAAGAAAUAACUCUAGCUAAAAAUCGGUACGAGGGUGGAAUUGGCCGGUUGGUUUCAACACGUACUCAAGUUGCAGAAAUGCAAGAAACGCUUAAAGAGUUGCAGCCGAUGUUGGUGACAGCUGCACAAGAGGUGCAGAAAAUAGUUGCUACUGUCGAGAAGGAAAGCUUGGAAGUUGCUGAAGUUGAGAAAGUUGUUAAAGUUGACGAAGAAGCUGCUCUGAAAGUAGCGGCUGCUGCUGAAGAAAUAAAGACAGAGUGCGAUGAUGAUUUAUCAGCAGCUAUGCCGAUAUUAAAUGAGGCACAGUCCGCUCUGAAUACAUUAACGUCUACUGAUAUCGCCGUAGUAAGAUCUAUGAAAAAUCCCCCGGCUAAUGUCAAACUCGUUAUGGAAAGUAUUUGUAUUCUAAAAGAAAUAAAACCCGACAAAGCGCAAUCAGCCGACGGGAAAUCUUACGACGACUAUUGGAAAGCAUCAUUGAAAAUUCUAGCGGACGUAAAAUUUUUAGACUCGCUUGUACACUUUGACAAGGACAACAUUUCCAAUCACGUUGUCGAUAAAAUACGCCGCGAGUAUCUGACAAAUCCAAACUUUGACCCCGAGAAAGUUAAAGUUUCAUCGACCGCUUGCGAGGGCUUGUGUAAGUGGGUCUUUGCAAUGUCUGAGUACGACAAAGUUGCUAAAGCUGUUGCUCCUAAGAAGAAAGCUUUGGCUGAGGCUCAAGAAGUUUACAAUGAUGCGAUGGAUAAAUUGUCCGCUAAGCGGGCUCAAUUGCGCGAGGUUCAGGGUAAACUAGGAGCUUUGGAAGCUGACUUGGCCUCCCGGAAAUCUGAGUAUCAAAAAAUGAUUGACAAAGUUACUGAUUGUGAGCAGAAACUUAAGCGUGCGGAAGAACUUAUUGGGGGGCUGGGUGGCGAGUCUACUAGAUGGUCUCAAUGCGCCAAAGAAUUGGGGGAAAAGUAUGACAGUUUGACGGGUGACAUAAUAAUCGCAGCGGGUGUAAUCGCUUAUUUAGGAGUUUUUACAACGUAUUACCGCAACAAACAAAUAAAAUCCUGGGUUGUUAAGUGCAAAAGUCUUAAUAUUGUCUGCACGGAAGACUUUUCCCUAAAAGAUGUUCUUGGUGAUCCGGUACAAAUAAGGUCAUGGAGCAUCGCUGAGCUGCCCAAUGAUUCUUUUUCCAUCGAAAAUGGAAUAAUUAUUAAAAGCGCAAGAAGAUGGCCGCUGAUGAUUGACCCACAGAACCAAGCAAACAAGUGGAUCAAAAAUAUGGAAAAGCCUAACAACAUGAGCAUAAUUCGACUUACUCAACCGGAUUAUUCACGAGUUUUAGAAAACGGGAUUCAGUUUGGUCAGCCGAUUUUGUUGGAAAAUGUCGGAGAAGAAUUGGACGCAAUGCUAGAGCCUGUGUUGCUCAAACAAACUUUUAAACAAGGUGGCGCUUUGUGUAUAAAAUUGGGAGACUCUGUUGUUGAGUACAAUACCAAUUUUAGACUUUUUAUCACUACCAAAUUGAGCAAUCCACAUUAUUUACCGGAAAUAGCUGUUAAAGUGACUUUGAUAAACUUUGUUAUAACCACAAGUGGUCUUGAAGAUCAAUUGCUUGGUAUUGUUGUGGCUAAAGAACGCCCGGACUUGGAAUCGGAAAGAAAUUCAUUAAUUAUUCAAGGAGCUGCUAAUAAGAAAUUGCUAAAAGAAACAGAAGAUAAAAUAUUAGAAAUCCUAUCAGUCGCCGAAGGUAAUAUCUUAGACGAUGAAGACGGUGUGACAGUUUUGACUUCAUCAAAAGUACUCAGCAAUGACAUUCAAGCAAAGCAAGCAGCUGCCGAAGUAACUGAAAAAUCUAUAAACUCAACGAGGCUCCAGUAUACGUCGAUAGCUGAAUAUUCAACGAUAUUAUUUUUCACGAUAGCGGUUCUAGCAAAAAUCGACCCGAUGUACCAGUACUCGUUAGCGUGGUUCGUUAAUUUGUUCAAAAUGUCAAUCGAUAUUACCGGGCAGUCAGAGAGCCUGGAGGUGCAUUUAAAAGAAUUGACCAAAAAUUUCACUCGUUCUCUUUACAUUAAUAUAUGUAGAUCGCUUUUUGAGAAAGAUAAGCUGCUGUUUUCAUUGCUGCUAUCAGUGCAGCUUAUGGAUAAAUUAAAAUCUCAUAUACCACCGGCUCAAUGGAUAUUUUUACUCACUGGAGGAGUGGGUCUUGACAAUCCUUUUCCGAACCCGUGCUCUUGGCUCCCGGCCAAACUGUGGGAUGAAUUGUGUCGGUUGGAUGACGUACCCGGGUUCAAGGGUAUCAAAGCAUCAUUUGAAACUGAGAAUAUAUUUUGGAAAAAUUUAUUUGACUCAAAAGAACCACAUAUAGAAGCACUACCGCCGCCAUUUGAUAAAUUUACCAACUUUCAAAGACUUUUGAUACUGAGAUGUCUGCGGCCAGACAAAAUAAUAUCUGGCGUGCAGAAUUUUGUCCAAUUUGAAUUAGGACAAGAAUUCGUAGACCCGCCACCGUUUGAUCUGUUGUCUUCAUUCCACGACUCUAAUUGCACGAUACCGUUGAUAUUUAUUCUAACACCUGGAACGGAUCCAGCGCAAAUUCUGCUUAAAUUUUCCGACAGCCAGGGCUUUGGAACCAGCAGACUUUUCUCGCUGUCUUUAGGCCAAGGCCAAGGAUUAAUAGCAGAGCAAUUAAUAAACGACGGCGUUAAGUACGGGCACUGGAUUGUCCUCCAGAAUUGCCACUUGGCAAAAAGCUGGAUGGGGACUCUGGAAAAAAUAUGCGAGGGACUGUAUCCCGAUUCAAUACACCCGGACUUCCGGCUGUGGUUGACGAGCUAUCCAGUUAAUUACUUUCCCGUGACGGUGCUUCAAAACAGCGUUAAAAUAACCAACGAACCGCCAAAAGGCUUGCGGGCUAAUAUACUACGCUCUUAUUUGAGUGACCCUAUAAGCGACCCGGAGUUUUUUGACUCUUGCACUCAGCCAGUGGUUUUCAAAAAAUUGCUGUACAGCCUUUGCUUCUUCCAUGCGAUCGUUCAAGAACGACGUAAAUUUGGACCUAUCGGCUGGAAUACUGCCUAUGAAUUCAACGAAACAGAUCUGCGAAUCAGUGUUCAACAAUUGCACAUUUUUUUGAAUCAGUACGAUGAUGUUCAGUUUGAAGCGCUCAAAUAUUUGACCGGGGAAUAAGAUAAAUAUUAUUUCGACAAUACAACUGAAAUUUAUUGCUGUCCUAAUGCCAAAGAAUACAACGUGUAUCUGGAGUACACAAAACAAUUGCCGUUAAUAACAUCUCCAAGCGUAUUUGGUAUGAACAACAACGCUGAUAUAAUCAAAGAUCAACAAGAGACUGAUUUAUUAUUUUCAUCAUUGUUAUUAACCGAGGAAACAGCAAAAUCAACGGGAACAAACGAAGCGACUUCUGACGAAAUGAUAAUAUCAGUAGCUACGGAUAUUUUAAGCAAAUUACCAGCCGGCUUUAACUUAGACAAAGCACUUGAGAAGUACCCGACGUCAUACAACCAAAGUAUGAAUACAGUUUUAGUACAGGAGAUGGAUAGAUUCAAUAAAUUGCUCAAUUGUAUUCGAACUAGUCUUGUUAACGUGAAACGCGCUGUAAAAGGAUUUAUUGUUAUGUCUCUUGAACUAGAAGAGGUAGCAGAUGCAAUUUUAAAAGGAAAAUUAUCUUCGCUUUGGAAAAGACACUCUUAUCCUUCGCUCAAACCUUUGGGGAGUUAUAUUAAUGAUUUUAUACUACGAUUAAAGUUUCUGCAGGAUUGGUAUGAGUCAGGAGCACCAAUAACCUUUUGGAUAGCCGGUUUUUAUUUCACUCAAGCAUUUUUAACCGGCGCAAGACAAAAUUACGCUAGAAAAUAUCAUAUCCCGAUAGAUCUUUUGGCGUACGACUUCAAAGUACUCAAAGAAACUAAUUUUACAAAUGCUCCAGAUGACGGAGUCUAUAUCAAUGGAUUAUUUUUAGACGGUGCAAGAUUUGAUAAAGAUAAAAUGAUUUUAGAUGAAAGUUUGCCAAAAAUUCUUUACGAUCAAGUUCCUCAUAUAUGGUUGCUUCCGAAGAAACGUGAAGAUAUAGUUAAGCACGAGACGUAUACCUGUCCGUUAUACAAAACGAGCGAGAGAAAAGGAACUCUGUCAACGACGGGACAUUCAACUAAUUUUGUAAUAGCUAUUAAUUUACCAACGAACAUGCCGGAAGACCAUUGGAUAAUCAGAGGGGUUGCUCUGCUUUGUCAGCUCAGUGAAUAA